CGACGCAAAUGAAUGGUAACACAGAUAUCAACGGUUCUAAUGACAAACAAAACGGACGGGAUGUCAUUAAUGGAGAAUUAUCUGCCAAUGAGAGCGACACCGAUAGUCUCAUGAGUCCUAACGAAAGUCCUUUGCAUAGGAUUAAUAUCCAGAACAGUAUGAAUGCGUUGCAGUUGUCUAACGGUGGGGUUACUGUGAACGGUACGUCCGGCCCCCGGACACAGUCCACGAGUUUUGGUUUACACAGUCCUGAUGUCUACCCGAACCUGAGUCGCGCGGAACAGGACCUCAUGGAUAGUCUCCAGCAAUUGAAAUCUGAGGCCGAAUUCAAACUCAAGUUCUCAAACGAUAUAUGUUUGGACUCCGAGAUGAUUGACUUGACGGCACUCCCACCUCCAGACACGCCCGACGGCCUGGAGGUCGAGUUCAUGGGUUCUGGAAUAGGGUUUCCCACCACUGAUGACCCGCCGACGCCUUAUAAGGAGGACAUAGACUUUACUGACUUUGCGACCGACGACUCGGCCCGAGUUGUGGCCGAAUUGGACGACUUGUGCGACACUUUGUCCGAAAUGCAGUCCACGGCCAGCGAUCGCAACUCAAACACGAGCCAACACUUGCAAUACAUGCCGCAAGACAUCGAUGACUUCAUUGAGUCAAUGACUGUGAGACCACCGCCGAUGGUUAACGACCAUAUGUCCAACGAUGAGCAGUACUUGUCUUCGUUUAUCAUACCUCCCCCUCCGAGUGCGAGUCCAUCGAUGACCAGAGCACAGGACGAUGUGAUCGCAAAGUUCUGGAGAGUGACCGACGACAUCAGGAAAAUGUGUUCAAACGACAUAAGUCCGAGACUUUUCAAGCGGGAGGUUCACAGCAGUAGUUCCGGUGAAUCGGGUUACGACUCUGCCUUCACUUCGGCCUCAUUUCCCUCGUCGACCACCGAUUGGCCCGUAUUUGCAGAGAAUGGCUCACCGAAGCUCUCCCUCCCGACUGUGAUUGAAGUGAACUCGACGUCCGAAAGUGAGAACUCUUUCGUUCAAAAGCAAACAAAUUGCAAAAAACUGGACAAAACUUCGAGUGCGAGCAACAGCUGCGAAGAUCUGCAAAGAAUUAGUCAUCACAUGAAUGGUGUGAACCACGCGUCGGGCAAAGAGUCGCCACAUUUUUCCCGUUCCCACUCCUGGAGUACUUUACCGGUGAACGGGCCGCCGACGCCUCCCUCUCCGCCCACUAAAUGUACAAAACCUCCGAUACCUCCCUGUUCUCCAUCCAUACAAGAGAAGCGAAGACAAAUGGCUAUGAAAUCCAAUACCAGUCCUAAACACCACAGAAGUGCGAAACAUAGUCACCAUAACGGCUAUCAUUCUAUUGUGGAGAAUAUAAUACCGGAGCCAAUGAUGAAUGGUAUGAAUGGUUGUACGGCAUCGGAGGCCGUCCGCCAACAGACGGACGAGAUAUUCAUUCAAUCGCAGCGAGACAUCGAUGUACUGCUGGCCCGUCUGGAAGAGGUUCACGACAAGAGACUCACAUCUAGUCAGGUGUUUGAGUGCACUGAAGAGGACUUCGUGGCGGCCAAGGAGGCACUGGUGACUGAAUCGAGACAUUUCGUGACCGCUUCCAAGUUGUUCGUCAAGUGCGCCACCGAAGCCUCGCCCCAACUCUUGGAGUAUCUGUUGGAUUGCGUGACACUUCUGGAGCGCAUGUAUAGCGUGGGAGAGAUAGUCCUAUUGAAUAUGGAAAGUCAGGCACUGAUCACGUGUCUCGUGGACCGGCUUAAAGAAGUUGCGGCCACUUAUGCCUAUACCGUCGACACUGUCCACAAACUGCAUGAUAACGUGUGUUCGCCAUCGACCAGCCCCUACAUGGGCUUACUUAUGAACCACGCGACCAGUUUAGCCACUUCUUUGAGUGCACUCAUGAGGACGUUAAGGGCUAUGAAUAUAUAAGAAGUGUUUAUGGGAUAGUAAUCAGUAGUUAAUGGUUGUGUCCAACAGUUGACUAACCGUUUAGUGUUAUAAUUGAUUAUUUUGUGCCACAAAUACAGAUAAAGAUUUAUCUUUAAUAAUAGGGACUAAACGCUCGAAACGAUUCAAAUUAAAUGCAAUAAAAUAUAUCCUCUUUUCUAAUAUUAAUUUAUUAUGCAUUUUAUGUAUAGAAUUAUAAAUAUUCCUCUUUUUA
Oppiella nova is the source of this 2175-nucleotide messenger RNA. The record is from the annotation of a GenBank genome assembly. Lineage: Eukaryota; Metazoa; Arthropoda; Arachnida; Sarcoptiformes; Oppiidae.